UUAUAUUUAGGCCCACCUGCAUUGCAGCACUGCGGGCGAUGACAUCCCACGUGUACAGAGACGAAAAGAUGUGGGACACGACAAAGGAGGUGGAAGCGCUUCUGGGACCUUGCGCCGUGGUCAUGCGCGGAAUCGGGCUGUGGCAACCGCCCGGAGGCCAGCCAGCGGGUGCCAAGUCUCUGAUCACGGCCGUGCUGUUAUUCCAGCAUCUCGCCGUCCUCGUCGGGAGCCUCGUGGAAAUCGUCAUCGACCCGCCGCCUCUGGACGUCAUCUUAGAUGCGAUCGUCCCUAUCGCCUGCAGCUUCACCUGGGGACUCAGAAUGGUGUCGGUUCUAGUACGGCAGAGCCGAGUGCAGCAGCUGGUGGUGGACGUGUUGAACAUGAGGAAGCAGUUCACUGAAAACAGCGCAGUCUUACGCAAAUCCUACCGCAGGCGUGCACUUAUUGUGUGCGUUGCAUGGGUGGUACGAUCUACUAUAUUUGCAAUAUAA
This is a messenger RNA of Schistocerca serialis cubense, 491 nucleotides long. RefSeq lists its product as uncharacterized. The record is from RefSeq and is a predicted model, not a curated record. The transcript is spliced from 3 exons. Bases 39 to 491 code for a protein of 150 amino acids. Lineage: Eukaryota; Metazoa; Arthropoda; Insecta; Orthoptera; Acrididae.